CAGUUUUUGUCGAAGGUGUACCAAUUUCUUGGGAUCAAGCUAAGAUGAAAGAAAUCUUCAAGAAAUAUGGAAAGAUUGAACUUGUUGUUCUAUCACGUGACUUGCGAUCUAAAAGGAAUGACUUUGCAUUCGUUUACUACACUACUCAUGAGGCUGCCGUCUUGUGUCUGGAAUCAUUUGAUGCAGAACAAUUGACUGAGAAUGGUUCAAAGGUUAAUAUUAAAGUCUCUCUUGCAAAAUCUGACCAAAAGGGCAAGAAGAAUAUAGAAGAUCAUAAAUGCUGUAUUAGUGAGAAAGACACGACAAGGAUUCCUAAAAGUGAAAGAAAACUUGGGGCGUCUUCACUGCAUAUAUUGCCUUCCAGUUCCAGGGUGGUUCGAAUCACUGGGGAUGAGAAGUCAUCUACAACUAAUGGCUUGCUUCAUGUUCUGAGAGAGUUGGCUCCCUGGAGACAUGAACAUAUUGGUUCAGCAGGAAGUCCUAUUCAAGAUUACCCCCACAUAUACUCUGGAGAAAAGCGGCCUUUUUCAGCACUAGGCAAUGAUUCUUAUUGCACGAGCCGCAACCCUCGUGCUCAACAUGAGAGUAGUACCUAUGCUAUGCCAACUUCAAGCUAUGGUGGGUCGUCCCAUGCCAUCACUGGGUAUUUUCCUCCAUAUCAUCAUGACACCAGGAGAUGUUUGCCAGAUUCUGAUUAUGGUCUGACAGAACCAUGGGGUGGAAUUCAGAUGUGGCAAGCCGGUUCUCACAAACCAGGGCAGCCUCGUGGAAGCAGUCAUUAACGGAGAUAUUGACCGCAGGUAAAGAUGAUUGUUUUGCGACUCGGGCAAUCGAGAGGGUUCCUGUAAAUUCACAUGGAGUUGUGUCCCAGAAGCCCCGUAACUGACUUGGAAAUAGUUAGGGGGGUUAUAGGAUGGUUAUGUGUGUAUUAACAGUUGUGUACAGCUUACUUUUAGUGACUACUGUAACAAAUGGUGCUGUGUGCAUAUUCUGCGCUAGUUAUCAUCUGGAUUAGUGACUAGUUACUCCAUCUAACAUCCGAAGGAGACGCAACUGUUUUUAUCUUUUGUGAUGAACUGACGACCAUUGAUAAUGGCUCAGAUUUCUGUAAGAACGCUGCAUCUGACCGAGUAACUAUCAACAAGUUA
Molecule: messenger RNA, 1148 nt
Organism: Setaria italica (foxtail millet)
Lineage: Eukaryota; Viridiplantae; Streptophyta; Magnoliopsida; Poales; Poaceae
Exons: 9
Coding region: 45-782 (245 amino acids)
Cellular component (GO): nucleus
Molecular function (GO): mRNA binding
Source: RefSeq, a predicted model, not a curated record